Messenger RNA from Arachis stenosperma, 234 nucleotides. RefSeq names its product glycine-rich protein A3-like. The record is from RefSeq and is a predicted model, not a curated record. The transcript has 2 exons. NCBI's taxonomy places the organism in Eukaryota, Viridiplantae, Streptophyta, Magnoliopsida, Fabales, Fabaceae. The coding region runs from base 1 to 234 and encodes 77 amino acids.
AUGGUACCGUUAUGUGGGAAAGGGAAACCAGGGCACUGGCCUGGUGGCAUUGGUGGAAUGUUAGCAGGGGGUGCUGCUGCUGCGGCCGCUAUGUAUGGUGCUCACCAUUUGACUCAUGGUCAUUAUGGUCAUCAUCAUGGGUUCUUUGGUCAUGGAAAGUUUAAGCAUGGAAAAUUUAAGCAUGACAAAUUCGACAAGCGUUGGAAGCAUGGCAUGUUCAAGCGAUGGAAGUGA